Messenger RNA from Cladocopium goreaui, 441 nucleotides. The record is from the annotation of a GenBank genome assembly. Lineage: Eukaryota; Dinophyceae; Suessiales; Symbiodiniaceae.
AUGUACCGAACAGCCCCUGACAGGAGUGCAUGCCCAAAGGCAAAGCCAGGAACCCGAAGAAGCUCUGAUGAGUUCCCGUCUCCCGAGGAGCUGGCGAAAGGCGGCAUUCGCUUCCGCGACCUGCAUCCUUUGCCGGUUUCAGGGGCAGCCGCGCGCCCGGCCACUGCGGCCACCCGAGCCGCCCUCCGACCCACCCCCCGACCCACCCCUGCUCGCGCAACCUCCAAGCCUACUGCUGGUGCCCGCGGGGGCCGGCUGAUCGCCACCUCUACCUGGAUUCAGAUGCCCAAGAGCCAAAGGACGCGUGAGCCGAAGGCCCCACAGGCCCCACAGGCCCCACAGGCCCCACAGGCCCCACAGGCCCCAAAGGCCCCAAAGGCCCCAAAGGCCCCGAAGGCAAAGGCCAAACCUGAGAGCAAGGCUGGGGAUUUCCGAGAGCAA